Molecule: messenger RNA, 1167 nt
Organism: Saprolegnia parasitica CBS 223.65
Lineage: Eukaryota; Oomycota; Saprolegniomycetes; Saprolegniales; Saprolegniaceae
Exons: 1
Coding region: 1-1167 (388 amino acids)
Source: RefSeq, a predicted model, not a curated record
AUGAGAGAGGCCAAAUCGGGCCUCUUCCGUGCGUGGGUGUACAAACCGAAUGGCAACAAGUGCCCGGGGCGUCGUCGCGACACGGAGGAGGCUGCGCAGGCGGAUCUACGAGAAAUGCUUCUCACGGGGCAACCCAGGCACGACGUCUUCAACGUGUGCCGUCGACAACUCGGCUUGAAGCGCAUGACGUGGCGUGAUUGGACGUCGCAUCCAGCUCUCGGUGCCGUGCGCACACCUGACGACAUCGCGCCGUCGUUACUACUUGAGCUCGAUAAGAGCUACGGCGGACCGCUUACUGCUCGUGCUCAUCGCGACAAGAUCAAGUACCUUACGAAGCGUAUUCCGCUGAUCGAGGCCCGGGCGCUGGCCCUCGAUGCGCACAUCCGGACUCUGCUACAACUGCACGCACGCGACCGUCUGUACGAGCUUUGCAAAGUCCAGGCUACGGACGUCGAGGACAUGAGCAAUACAGACCCGGCGGACAGAGAGGUCGCACCGACGGACCUUGCCAAGACUCAGACUGCGCAGCAGAAGCUGCGUCUGCGGGACCAAGGGCUUCUUGUGGUGCACGUGCUUCAACGCCUCUACAAGAACGACAACGAGAGCCUUGCUGCGCAGCGAGCAGACCUCGCGAACAACCAUGCGGCGAUGCGCGAACCUCAGCCCGUGCAAACCCGACCCGAUUGCGCAGCGGCUGCCAUCGAGGCGUACAAUCUUGCCAAGAGCUACACACCUCGUACCGUCGCCGGCUGGGUAAGUGAGUUCUUGUUGACGGGCGGCUUUCGCGAGGAUAAUCGCGGCCGGUGGCGCAGGGACUGCAUCAUGGGCGCGUUUCCCGGGCUACUCGACGACAUUAAGGCCUCGAUUGCGCACCCAGUACCCGGACACGGACCUCCGACAGUCGAGUCGACACAGCGAUUCAUCUGGAUGAAGAUGCGAGAGUACCUUGCCGAAGAUGACGGGACUUUGCGCGCGCUACUGGAGAGCCGCAAGAUCAACAUCAACAACGGCAUCUCGCUCGACACGGCUCACGCGUGGAUGCUGCGCGCCGGCUGCACCUACGACGAGAACCUCGAAAGCUACUACACCGACGGGCAGUUAAACAACAAAAUAUCCCAUUGCAUCACGACGCAGUACAAAGCGUUAUGCAAGUCGCUGCGUAUCUGA